UCAAGCCGAGAUGGUUCGGUGUAAACAGCGCGGAGUGAGGGUGGCGCAACGUUUGCGUUAGUUUAAUUUUCCACUCGGCACCGUGACGUAAACGUUUUAAUCGCGUUUGCAGCUGGAUUUUUAUUGCACUUCUGUUAAGCCCCCCGCCCCCAACACGCGCAUUAUUUGCGUUAUUUGUGGAUUUUCCGGUUUACAUGACGUGUUUCAAUGUUUGCUUGUUAAGGAAUCACUUCUCCGUGUUAUCCCCUGUUUGGGGGCUCGUAAAGGAUGACACACAAAGUGGCGCAAUGUCAUCUGUUGCACACACGCAUGCGCCAUUUCCUCGGAGAGCGGGUUUCACCUGCACAGGUUCGCCUCGCAGGUAUCGUUGCACGUCUUGUGCUCCGGCUCGUUGGCUGCAGGGAUCCAAACAAUGAGGAAGAGGUUUCAAGCGCAGCUGUGAACAGGCACAAUUUAAUUCAAUUUCACUUCGGUCUCCGAGGGGGACAUGGUCACUGCUGACAAAUUGGGAAUAAACAAAUAUGGUGGAAGUUUCUGAACUCCACCCUAGAUGUCUGUAUCCUUAGAGGGUGGGAACCCUUCACAGUGGCCAAGUUCAUGUUGUUUUGCCUGUCGCUCUCAAAGCAACCCUUCGACCCGGGCAGGCACGAGCUGUCUGUGGGAAGAACAUCCUGGUUCCUCUGAGUCAUCUAUCGUCUUUGGAAGGACUAGGGCGGUGGUUUGAUUGCAAAGCCUUGCUGGUUAUCUAGUUUCUCCCAGGCAAUGUUUCUUAUAAGCACGUGAAGGCCAACAGGCGAUCUCGUCGAUGCCCACUGAGCCGGGCCGGUUCGCCUACGCUGAGGGGUUCACGGUAAAAACAGAAAAAAGGCACGAUGCUCCAGGCCUCCGACAUGAUCAACCUGGGCUACCUGUCGGACUCUGAGCGGCAGCUGAUCCUGGACGUGCUGCAACGGGACGCGGAGCUGCGGCAGGCCGAGGAGCAGCGUGUGCGGAGUUUGAAGAGCGAGUUGCUGGAUGUGAAGAGGAAAGGGGCCAAGCGCGGCAGCGGGAAGUACAGUGAGCGCAGCUGUGGCCGAUGCCUGCAGCCGCUCAGUCGGCUGACCGCUUCCUCCAGCCAGUGUAAGAUUUGCAACCACCACGUGUGCAGCAAGUGCCGGACGGUCCUCCCCGAAGGAUCCUGGCUGUGCACCGUGUGUGCAAAAGAGUCGGAUCUAAAGAAACGGACAGGCGACUGGUUCUACGAUCAAAGGGUCAACCGUUUCUCCGCGGCGCCCGGCCACGACCUCGUGAGAGCCUCCCUGAAGAGGAGACCUCAGGGGAACAAGCGCGAGACAACGGGAGAAAUACUGUUGAGGAGCACUGAAGUAAACCAAGAUCCUCCGGUUCCGGCGCCACGGGUCCGGCAGAGAGAUGCGAUCACAGUGAACAAAGAUCAUUCAAGGAACAAUUCGGGAUCGAUUGCUUCGAGAGAAUCGCGCGAAUCGAAGGAGGAGGUUUGGUCAAAGUCAACGCGCAGUGACGCCGAGUCUGCAGAAAACGGCGGCGUGUGUAGUAAUAAACCAGAGGCCGAGUCUGCCCAUCAGACCCCUGAGCAUCAGAGGAGGAAAAACCCGUUCAUGGUUUCUUCCAGCUCGGCGGCGUCCACCGUUUCCAGUCUGACCGCCGCAGACGCCGAAGACGUCGUCAGUGUUUACAGCGCCGACUUGGAAGCAAACGACGCCCCGCAAGUAAAACCGCUCAGCUGGAGCCCGGCGAUGGACGUCGACCGACUCUUCAAGAAGAGCAUCAAGCGAGACACGAAGCCCGCCGAGUCCGUGUCCACUGUGGACCUGCGUGACGGACGUGACGGCCCGGAGGCCUCGAUGGGCAGCAGGAGCCGCUCGGUGCCGGGCCUGGACGUUCAGGAAGGAGGAGAGGAGGAGGAAGAUAUCGACCGCCUGGUUACCUUCCAUAAAAGGACAAUGGCCUCCAGCUCCUACAGCCUGCACAGCUCAAAGAGCACGCUGGGCAGCCUGAUGAGCGUUUACAGCGAAGCGGGAGACUUUGACAGCGUGGAAGUGAGCGGAGACCUCGUCUUCUCUCUGACCUACGAGGAACUCAGCCAGAGCCUCCACGUCUUCAUCAAGGAGUGCCGCGGGCUGGCCUACGGCGACGCCUCCAAGCAGCUGUCCCACCCUUAUGUGAAAUGUUAUCUGCUCCCCGACAAAUCUCGGCAAAGCAAGCGGAAGACCAGCAUCAAGAGAAACACGGUGAACCCCGUCUACGAAGAAACCCUGAAGUACUCCAUCGGCCGCACUCAGCUGUUCACUCGCUCCGUCCUGAUCUCGGUGUGGCAUCACGGCCGCUUCAGCCGCAACGCCUUCCUCGGGGAGGUGGAGGUCGCCCUGGACACCCGCGACCUCGACUCGCCGCACACGGACCGCGUGAUCCUCAUGGGGAAGGCUCCCUCUGCUGGGCCAUCGUCGGCGUUCGCUCUGUACAAAGGGGAAUUGGUGAUCUCCUUGAAGUAUGUCACACCUAAAACGGCCAAAACAGAGAAGGUCAAAGGCAAAAAGGCGGCGAUGGAGGGAGGUGGAGAACUUCAUGUCCUUAUUAAAGAGGCAAAGAAUCUGAUUGCAAUGAAACCAGGAGGCACCUCGGACAGCUUUGUGAAAGGCUACUUGUUCCCGACGAAGGCCAAGACCACAAAGAGGAAGACUCCCGUGGUGAAGAAGAACCUGAACCCCCACUACGGCCACACGUUUGUGUACAAGGAUCUGUCUCCGGAGCAGCUGGAGAGGAUGUGUCUGGAGCUGACCGUGUGGGACAGAGAGGCCAUGUCAAGCAACGAAUUUUUGGGCGGAGUUCGUCUCGGCUCCAAAAAAGGCGCUGUGAACGCAGGGAAAGUGGAAGUGCAAAUGGACUCCGUUGGAGAGGAAGUCAGCAUGUGGGAGAAGAUGAUGCAGUACCCGGACUCGUGGGCAGAGGGCUCUCUGCCUCUGCGCUCCACUAUGUUGAAGGGCAAAUGAGGAUGCGCACCAGAGGCCUGCGCCUGUUGUUGUUAUUUCGCCGUUUCAUCAGACCAGCAGCUUGUCUGCUGGAGUGGACCCGCAUACGGGUUUGUAAGCAGAGACGCUGCUCACUGGCCUGCUGAACAUCUGCCUCCCUGUAUGGGGUUUGCCUUUAGCAGCCCCCCUCCCCCCGUUACUGCGGAAUGGUGUAACUGUUGGAUAAAUACGGCAAAAAACAUCCCAGCUAAACUUUGGAUGGAUUUUGGGAGCACUUAAACAGUCAUUGGAGGUUUUUUGAAAAAUUCCGACUGUUUGUAUUAAUGCAGUUAAUACAUGCACAGAAAAACAAGUGAUUCUAAACGUGUGUGUGUGUGUGUGAUACUCCUGCUAUUCUAUUCAACAAGAAACACCAUUCUGUAAGCAUUUUAUUUAUAUUACAAGAAAAUACUUAUUUUAAAUGAUUAAUUGUGUCUUUGCUGAUUUCUAUGUAGAUUUUUAACUCUUAUGUGUGAUCGGUCGCCUGUAGGUUUCCAUUAAUGUUCACCCAAUAAAAAUUGUACUAAAGUCAAUAACUUGCUUGAUUGUCCAAACCAGCUGGAUUUAAAAACACUCAAGAA
Messenger RNA from Gasterosteus aculeatus aculeatus (three-spined stickleback), 3607 nucleotides. RefSeq names its product synaptotagmin-like 4 (gene sytl4). The record is from RefSeq and is a predicted model, not a curated record. Gene Ontology annotation, biological process: exocytosis; intracellular protein transport. Gene Ontology annotation, cellular component: plasma membrane; exocytic vesicle. Gene Ontology annotation, molecular function: neurexin family protein binding; small GTPase binding. Lineage: Eukaryota; Metazoa; Chordata; Actinopteri; Perciformes; Gasterosteidae.